Phaedon cochleariae (mustard beetle) is the source of this 1132-nucleotide messenger RNA. NCBI's taxonomy places the organism in Eukaryota, Metazoa, Arthropoda, Insecta, Coleoptera, Chrysomelidae. The record is from the annotation of a GenBank genome assembly.
ACUAAUGAAUAAUGAAUGUUGUGAGAAGGUAUUUUUCCCAUGUCCACGGUAUGAAGGACCAACUCAAAAUAAAAUCUUGGCAAAUACACGAAUAUGGUGGUAUAGAUAUGCUUCAACUUGGUUCAGCUAGAAGGCCAAUAGUUAAUAAUCCAAGGGGUGUCUUGGUUCGAGUAACUGCUGCUUCUGUUAACCCCAUCGAUGUGCUAAUGAUAGGUGGAUAUGGCCAUACUCUAUUCCAAAUCCAAAGAUGUUCUCAGAUGGAACUACCUCUCACUGUAGGAAGAGAUUUUGCAGGAGUUGUAGUUGCUAAAGGACAAAAUGUGGGCAGUAAUUUACAAAUUGGGGAUGAAGUUUAUGGUUUCAUACCUUUGCACAAGCAGGGUAGCUUUGCUGAAAUGGUUCUGGCAGAUGCCUGUCAUGUGUUACCAAAACCCAAACAUUUAACUACCACUGAGAGUGCCUCUUUGGUAUAUUCUGCAAUGACUGCUUGGAGUGCAUUAUUCAUAUUUGGAAAUCUUUUAUUCAAAGUGAAAGAAGGUUUGAGAGUCCUAGUAUUAGGUGCUUCUGGGGGAGUAGGAAAUGCGGCAGUCCAAUUACUAAAAUCCCAAAAUUGUGUGGUACUUGGUACUUGUUCUACUGAUGCAGUACCAUUUGUAUAUGAUUUAGGAGCAGACUGUGUAUUUGAUUAUAAAGAUCCAGAUUAUGAAAAUGAUGUGGCAUCUGAAAGCAAGUAUCACAUCAUUCUGGAUUGUGCUAAAAUGGGCUAUCAGAAUAUACCAAAGAGCUGGAAGUAUGAUAGUUAUAUAACUCUCAAUUCACCUCUACUGACGAAUACUGAUAACUACGGUUUGCUGGCAGGACUAGUUCAUAGUGCCAAUGAUUUAUUGGGAGCAAACUUAAAUCGUCUCAAGGAUAGUAGUUCAGUCCGAUGGGGAUUUUUUGUACCAUCGAGAAAUGGUUUCGAAUUCAUCAAUGAUUUGAUACUCAAAGAAAAGAUACGCCCUGUUGUCCAGAAAGUUUUCAAAUACAAUGAAUUGCCAGAAGCUGUCAAGACAGUAUCUGCUGGACAUAUGAGAGGAAAAAUUGUGGUAGAUUUCAAUGAAUUUUGCGAAUAAAUAUUUAUUAGGAAACA